GUGUCAAAACGAAAACGCAUCUUCAACAACGAACUCCUGUCACGUUAGCAAAACUCCAGAUAACCACCACGUGCCGGCAGCAAGGGCAACCCAAAGCGCGUAUCCUCCAAUCUCUCCCGCUGCUUUCUUACUUCCUGCUCCUCUCUCUCUUCGAUUUCAUCGACCCCAAAGACUAACUAAACACAUCCACUAACCAACCCCUCUUCUCGACGGAUUCCCCCAAACCCUUUCGUUCUCUCUCUCUCUGUCGUAUAAAUUCUCUUUCUCAUUUCCUUUUCUUUUCCUUUCUUUCCUACGAAUCCAAGGACAUUUCUUUUCCUCUCUGUCUGUCUUUUGAACAAAUAAAUGGCGUCUUCUUUCUCAACAACGGCCUCCGCUUCCUUCUCUUCCGUCGCUAAAACAGCCGCUACCUUGCCUCAUUCUACUAACCUCCCACUCUCCAAGGUCUCCUUUCGCUUCUCUCCGAAGCCAAACUGCCGAUUCUUCUUCAAGGGUUUGCAGCAUAGUCAGAACUGUUCCAUAGUGGUGAAAGCCCAAUUGAAUGAGGUAAGCUUCUUUAAAUGGUUUUGGUUAGAGGAUCUUCUUUCAAAUUUUCGUUCCUUCCUGGACACGCUUUUGGGAUCAUCUGUUGCCUUCAAGGUUGCUGUAGGUGGAUCAUCAAAUGCUUCAGCUACAUCUCCAGUCAAAUCAGGGCGUCCAACAGCAGAAGCUAAGGAUGCUAAGCCAUCAAGUGAUGCAUCUCCUCCAGCUUUGGCCACAGAAGAAUCAAUCUCUGAGUUCCUUAAUCAAGUUUCAAGUCUAGUCAAGCUAGUUGAUUCAAGAGAUAUUGUGGAGUUGCAACUGAAACAACUUGAUUGUGAACUGAUAAUCCGGAAAAAGGAGGCCAUGUCCCAACCACCGUCUGCAGCUCCAGUUGUUAUGAUGCAGUCACCAUCUCUACCGUCAGUAAUGCCUCCAAACCCAGCUGUCCCUGCCCCUGCACCUUCUGGUCCAGCACCUCCCGCCCCAACUCCAGCACCUUCUCUGGCUGCUCCUAAGUCAGCCAAAUCAUCACUUCCGCCUCUUAAAUGUCCAAUGGCAGGCACAUUCUACAGAAGUCCAGGCCCUGGUGAACCGGCAUUUGUAAAGGUUGGGGACAAAGUGCAGAAGGGUCAGGUCUUAUGCAUUAUUGAGGCAAUGAAGUUGAUGAAUGAAAUAGAAGCUGAUCAAUCGGGAACCAUCGUUGAGAUCCUUGUAGAUGAUGGCAAGUCAGUCAGCGUUGACAUGCCUCUGUUCGUGAUUGAACCCUGAAGCUGAGACUCUUGAGUAGGCAAAGCCAAACGAUGGGGUAAAAAUUCGGGGGGCAGGCUGAUUUUGAGUUUUCCUUGGUAAUGUUAUGAGUUGCGGCUUUGGUUUGUUGUGAUAGAAUGUUUUGCUUGAGUUGGUAGAGAUGCAAAUGACUUGUUACCGUUAUGGUGUCUUCUUUUGAUUAUUACUUAAGUUGGGAAUAGUUUUUUUGUUUCUUUCUUUUUUUCGCUUUUCCAAAAUUUGGAUUCAUUAAUUAGACUAAUAAAUUAAGGGCGAGCUUCUUAUGUAGUCUGGUCUUGCUUGUACAUUUUUACUCUUAUACUUUAUAUAUUCUAGAGGAAAUUGUGAGGAA
Theobroma umbraticum is the source of this 1639-nucleotide messenger RNA. It is a transcript of the gene CAC1, whose product is annotated as chloroplastic acetylcoenzyme A carboxylase 1. Gene Ontology annotation, molecular function: acetyl-CoA carboxylase activity. Gene Ontology annotation, cellular component: acetyl-CoA carboxylase complex; chloroplast. The record is from RefSeq and is a predicted model, not a curated record. NCBI's taxonomy places the organism in Eukaryota, Viridiplantae, Streptophyta, Magnoliopsida, Malvales, Malvaceae. Gene Ontology annotation, biological process: fatty acid biosynthetic process.